GAAAAUGAGCGAGGCCCCCCACCCUCCGGGCUCCCCUCGCCUGGACGCCCUCUCUAGGCACGUCCUGGAGGCCUUCACCUCCUUCGGCCUGGACCACAGCUGGACCGAUAGCCACUACGUGGGGCUGCAGCGUCCCGACCGGGGGCGACCCAACUUCCUCCAGCGGGUGGAGGCCGGUGGGGCUGUGAUAGAGGACCUGCAGCUGGAGGAUCCAGAUGUUUACUGCCCCUACAGCACCUCUGGCACGGUCGUGGGCGGUCUCGUCUAUGCCAACUACGGGCGUAGGGAGGACUUUGGGAUGCUGGAGCAGAUGGGGCUGAGCGCGCAGGGACACCUGGUCAUCGUCCGCGUUGGGAAAAACAGCUACGCCGAAAAGGUGGCCAACGCAGAGGCCAGCCAGGCAAAGGGCAUCCUCAUCUACCCGGACCCCAGCGACAUCCCCCAGGACCCCCGUAAACUGGGCCUUUUCCCUAACGUCAGCAUUUACGGGCAUGUCCACAUGGGGGCGGGGGACCCUUACAGCCCCGGCUUCCCGUCCUUCAACCACACCCAGUUCCCCCCCGUAAGAUCCUCGGGGCUCCCCACGAUACCGGCUCACCCCAUCAGCGCCGCCGUGGCUGCCCGCCUGCUCAGGCAGCUGACGGGACCCCCGGCCCCCUCGACCUGGAGGGGGCUCCUUCCAGAGGUCCCCUACCUGCUGGGCCCCGGGGACCCCAGUUUCCACCUGAAGCUUGGGGUGUACAGCGUCCGGCAGUCGGUUAUGAUCAACAAUGUCUUUGGCUGCAUCGAGGGCAAAUUCGAACCCGAUCACUAUCUGAUUGUGGGGGCCCAGAGGGACUCCCUGGGGCCCGGAGCUGCCCGGUCCGGAGUGGGCACAGCCAUCUUGCUCGAACUGGCACGGACUUUCGUUGCCAUGGUGCAGAACGUUUCCUACAACGGACUCUACAUUGGGCUGUUUUUAAAAGUAAUUUUAGAAAUCACUCCUGAUUACAAAAUCCAGAUGCCCAUUGAUAAGUAUUUGUGA
Thamnophis sirtalis is the source of this 1024-nucleotide messenger RNA. Lineage: Eukaryota; Metazoa; Chordata; Lepidosauria; Squamata; Natricidae. The record is from RefSeq and is a predicted model, not a curated record.